UCCAGUUUUAAAGAGCCUUUUUCUCCCCUCAUGAGAAAUACCAGAAAAAACACAAGGUCUGUAAGCACAGCCCUGCUUGGUUCUCACUGGUGAGAAACUCCUCCCUGGAUCACAUGUAAGAAGGAGGGAAAGGUUCAGGAUGGGCCAUCGCAUCAUGAUAGAGAUUAUUUUAUUUAAUCAGGACAAGCCGAGCUAUCUUUGAAUGGACCUUGGCGCUUCCUGCAGAUAAUCUAGGUUGAGCACUCAGCUCCAUAAUGGCUGACUGGGACUAUGACUACCUGAUCAAGCUGCUGGCUUUGGGGGACUCUGGGGUGGGAAAGACAACUUUCCUCUACAGGUACACUGACAAUAAGUUCAACCGCAAGUUCACAACCACAGUGGGCAUUGACUUUAGGGAAAAGAGAGUGACAUACACAGGGAUGGGUGUUGAUGGGACAACUGAGAAGAACUUUAAAGUCCACCUUCAACUUUGGGAUACAGCAGGACAAGAGAGGUUCCGCAGUCUCACUACAGCUUUCUUUAGAGACGCCAUGGGCUUCCUGCUGAUGUUUGACUUGACCAAUCAGCAAAGUUUCCUCAAUGUCAGAAACUGGAUGAGUCAGCUACAGGCCAACGCAUACUGUGAUAGUCCAGACAUCGUGCUGGUGGGCACCAAGGCUGACCUCCGUGAUAUGAGGGACGUUCAUGCCAGACAGGCCAGAGAUCUGGCAGAUAGAUAUGGCAUCCCUUACUUUGAGACAAGUGCAGUGACUGGUGUGGAUGUGGACCGGGCUGUGACAACCCUGCUGGACCUGGUGAUGAAAAGGAUGGAGCAGAGCAGUUAUGUGGGCCCGAACUCUGAACCUAACGGCAGCCCUGCCACCAGCCAUGAAGAGGAAGUAGUGCCUGCUCGGAGGAGGUGCGCCUGUUAAUGUCAUCGCUACAGGCCUGAAUUAACAAAGCAUUGUUAUAAUGCUACUGUGGUCUGGAGUUUGAUGAGAAUGCCAGAAGAUUGAAGAAAAAUACUUAUGAUCCAUUCCUAAGAAAAGUAAUACUUAAACCUGGCCCAAUUACUGUUGGUAUUUACUUUAUGGAAUUUUAUUUAUUCAAAGCCUGUGCAUUGUUAAGUGUAAAGGAGAGAGGAAAAAGUCUUCAAAUUUCUGAAGAUUGUAUAUAGUAUCUGAAUAUCUGUAUUGUUGUAAAAACUGGGAAGUUUUGAAGACGAGUUAUUUCUUCAGAAAGGAAGUCAAUCACGGUCAAAUGGGUCAAAUCAGAGAAAAAUACAGUUUUAUUUGACACAUUAGGCAUGAUGGAAGAAAUAUGCAGGCACAUAACAUAUAUUUAUCAUGAAGUAUAAUCAAAAACAUUUAAGACAUGGUUACAUUUCUUAUAUGUAUGAUCAGUUUUGUUAGAACAACCAAGAUAGCCAAGUUCAUUACAUGAUUUAUGACUUUUAUACGAUAUGUACAUAAGCAGCCAAGCUUUUUUAUGCAUUAUGGAACAUAGAUGCCAUGCAGAUUGAACAGGAACAAGAAUGUUAAAGGGCUGUUGAAAGGACUUGUGUAUGGCGCUGCAUUUGGAAUAAAAACUCUUUAUGGUCAUGUAUGUCACUCUCUUAUCAUAAAGAUAUAAUGCAGAAAAAGCUAUGCUGUUGUUAUGACUGGAAUUACAAUCCUCACAGACUUUGUUAGCAUUGUUAUUGUAUACACACACUCAAAACAUUCAAAAAUUAAAAGAUGAGUCUUAGGGAAUGUCUUUCACACUCAUCAGCAUCAACAGGUUAUUCAAACUACUUAAUCUAUGGCAGGACAUUCAUGGAGUCAUAAAUAGGUUCUACCACAGUACUUUGGCACUUGCCAAAAAUGCAAGAUUGAAAUGAUUUUUGUGCCACAAAGUGAUAUUCAACAUUAAAUUCAACAUCAAAAAAGGGAUACUAUACUUAAUCUACUAUUAUAUUGUUUGACAAACAUACAGCCAAAUAAAUCUGUAUGAAGCUAAAGUGGCAUUUCUCCUCUUGAACAGAUGAUCUUUGGUGUACAGACAAAACAUUCCUCAUGAAGAGACUAUAGAAAUGAUCAUAAACAACACAUCUAUGACAAAUAAAACAUGGCCUAGACUUCAUGCUAUUCAGGCUUCUUAAUAGGAUAUGUGUUUUUAUGGCUGUAGUGGGGGCGGCUCUGGAGACAAUACACAAAAGUUAACAGUCAAACAAAGUUUAGUGUUGCUUUGAGGAAGGGCCAAAAUUAAAUGUUCUGAAUUGCCCCAAGAAGGCAGACAAAAUGUAAUUCUUUGUGUAGUAAAGGGCGGUAAGGAAAUGCCUGCCACAUUAAUUCUGAGUGAGUAUAGAAGCACUACAAAUGUAAGUGUGAAUGACUGCAUUGCUCUGUGAGUUUAACUCAAUGCAAGAAUUUACAACAAGGAGCACAUGUUGCAGGGUCAUGAGAUGGUCAUGUGGCCAGCUUUCAGCGAUUGGGCCCAGUCCUGAACCCCACGUCCACCUCUUAAAUUCAGUCUGGCUUAUCUAGGAGGACUGUUUCUUUAAAACCCAAGAUUAUCUACAUUUACAAAAAAUAAAGCUUGUUCAUUUAUUAGUUGAUCUGUAGAGGUUUGGUCCCAUGUGGAAUAUAGCAGUAGGUUUUAUUUUUGAGCCUUCAAACAUUUCAUACAAAGACAUUGGUGAUACUCUUAAGGAAAAAACCACCAGGAAUACAAACAAUAGCAAAGAACUAAAUUAUUCCCUCGAAACAUCGUCAAAAAGGUUGUAAAAAACUAGCCUAAAAGAUUUGUUAGUGCCUUGCAUGCAAUGCCAUUAAAAUGGAUCAUGCUCUUUAUACAAGAUGCAGCAAGUCAUUCAGUAUAACGUUCAUUGAUUUCUCUGUUGUAGGUCACAAUACUUUUGAUGUGGGUACAUGAUGAGUAGGCUAAAUAACUUAUCCUAUCAAGAAAAGCUUGUUUAUAAAUAUUUCAGUUCUUAAUUAUUUUUGUAAUUAAAAUGAUGGCACACUUCAGUACAUACGUUGGUGGGGACUAUUUAAGGAAAUUAUCCAAAAGGGUGUUUUCCUGUUGUUUUUAACCCUGCCUCAAUGGAAGUAGCAGCUGUUUACAAAUUUCACACUUUACUGGAGUAUUUAACUCUAAAGUUAGACCCUUAAUAAAUUAAAACAGGUUUCAACAGAAUAAAGCUCUUAGUAAAGUUUAUCCCUUAAAAAAAAAAAAAAAAAAAAAAAGGUGUAACGGUAGCUAGUUGUACCAAUAGGCAAAGCUUGUCUAGCUAGCUUAACUUAACUAAUAAACAUACUGUUUACUUUAAGGGGAAAGGAUUAGAGAAUAUUCUGUUGACAUGACUGAACUGUGUAAAAAUAUAGGUUUAAAGAUUUUAAAUUGGGCUUUAUAAGACUAAGCUUUUCACUUCAUUUACAAAACGCAAAUUGGCCAGCCAAAUUGUCAAACUAUAUCAGUAAAGAUAGCAGGGCCGUUUCUAGCUUUGUGAGGGCCCUAUGCAAGAUGGUGUUUGGGGGCCCCUAACUCGCCAAACAAUGAUGGAGAGAUUCUUAAUCCAUUAGAUGAUCUACAAACAUGCCACAAUCCAUUACAUUUAACAGGUAAAACAGACGAUAGUCAUGAUAACCUCUCAUAUUAAAUUAUUUAUGGUCUUGACCUGUAAAAUUUAUAUAUAGCAUAGUUUACAUUACACUUAGUUCAGUUUGUGAUAUCAUGGUUCUUUUGAAUAAAGCAAAGUACAACUUCAAAAACCUAACUCAGCUGUAUGAAUGGGCAGGAUUGUUCAAAUUAGCAAACUGUAUUGUCACAAUAAAUAUCUAUAAACUUACAAAAGUAAGGAAAUUUUGUUUGGUAGAUUAUUUCUUUGUUGUAACAACACUGAC
This is a messenger RNA of Cheilinus undulatus (humphead wrasse), 3863 nucleotides long. Its product is annotated as ras-related protein Rab-27B-like. Gene Ontology annotation, biological process: positive regulation of exocytosis; melanosome transport. The record is from RefSeq and is a predicted model, not a curated record. Lineage: Eukaryota; Metazoa; Chordata; Actinopteri; Labriformes; Labridae. Gene Ontology annotation, molecular function: GTP binding; GTPase activity. The transcript has 6 exons. Gene Ontology annotation, cellular component: secretory granule; melanosome. Bases 255 to 911 code for a protein of 218 amino acids.